This is a messenger RNA of Actinia tenebrosa (Australian red waratah sea anemone), 3599 nucleotides long. RefSeq names its product C-Maf-inducing protein. Lineage: Eukaryota; Metazoa; Cnidaria; Anthozoa; Actiniaria; Actiniidae. Gene Ontology annotation, cellular component: cytosol; nucleoplasm. The record is from RefSeq and is a predicted model, not a curated record. Gene Ontology annotation, molecular function: protein binding.
AAACUCACUGAUAUUUAUUUCCGUCUAGUCGCGCGCGAUGAUUUAUUGAGAGAGUCAUUUUUUUCAUCCUCUAGAAAACAUAUUAAUCCAGCAAUAUUUCCGAAGGCUAGAAUCCUGAGUUGAUACUGCAGAGUUUUGUGGGUGUAUAGGUGAUGGCUUUGACUCUAGGAGUUGCCAAUGCAACGUCGCAAUGGCCUCCUCGUCCAAAUCGUUGUAGUAGUGGCGGUGGACCGAAGUUCAAACUUCUCCACGAAGGGGACAUACAAGUUUGCCGACUUAACCAUAGCCGAACUUUAAUAAGUAAAGUGCUUAGCUCCAAGUUUCUGCGAAGAUGGGAAGCUCAUCAUAUUUCUAUGGGGGAAUUUCAAAUGUUUUCUCAAACGUAUGCAGGGUUUAUGUUCACACCUGUGCCAUACCAUGAAAUUCAAGAUGUCUACACAGUCAACAGGUGGGACACAGGACAACAUUUUUGUAUAAGGAUUACAAUUCCUGAUGGCUCGUUACUUCUUCGGGCUCCCAAUGCUUAUAUGAGAGAUCAGUGGCUUCACUCACUAAAAUGGAAGGUUAAUCUUCAAAGAUAUAAAAAGUUAUUAUCAAAAACAAAUGACCCAGAAUCCUUGACUCGUGAGUUGAAGGACUUGGUGUUAUUUUCCCUUACGACUCCACUACAAGAUGAUGUGAUAUUUACAGUUCCUGUGAAAAUUGUAUCGGAUAUUUUAGCAAAUUACAGUGAUUCAUUUUGUGAGGAUGCUCAAGAAAAGUUAAUAGUGAUUUUUUUACAGGCCUUGGCACCAGUUUUGGAAUAUGUGCAGCCCUCUCCUGAAGUCUGCUCUUUCUUCAGCAAACAUUGUAAAGGCCAGUCACAAACCUUUAAUGUCCUGGACAUGUUUUUACCAGCCGUCCAUAGAAUUCUAAAACACAACAUGGACUUUGGCAAACUGCCUCAUCUGCGCAUGUUCGUACAAGACUAUAUCUUCACACUGUACAGUAAAAACGAAACUUCUACUGAUGUCCAGGAAUUUGUGAACAGUAUGCAUAGUCCUGGUGCUGUAUGUCCUCAUCCAAGAGUCUUGCCAAAUCUUGUAGCAGUUGUCCUUGCAGCUGUGUACUCUACAUUCGACCAACCAGAGAUGCUAAUUCAAGUUGGAGAGAUAAAUACCAAGUUUCUCUUGUGUUUUAUGACAGUACUUGACACUUGCGCACAGUUUGAAGACUGGAGACCCAGUGUGUCCACCCUGCUGCAGCCUAUUCCAUUCCCUAAGCAAGCGCUGAAGAAUGAAACGUUUGCGCUGUACAUAAGUGGAGUCAUCAAGUUGUUCGCAGAAGAUAAAAGAUGUGACGCAUUAACAUUCAUGCUGGAGGUGGAACUCCUCGAGGAUGAAAACGAAAAGCUACAAAUUGUUUCCACGUUGGAAAGCACAGAAGAAGGCAAAGAAUGCUAUGAAGAACUCUGUAAAAAGCGAAACAAGUUCAGAGAAAUGAUCGAGAAAGGAGGCCCAACAGUUCUAACCUUACCAACCAAAUCCACGGAUGAUGACUUGGCCAGACUCUUGAAAUCCGGUUCGUUCGGGAACCUAAAGAGUCUAAACCUUGCAUUCACCCACAUGACCAGUGCAUGUGCUGAACACAUUGUACUGUUACCAGGACUGAAACACCUGAACCUAUGGUCUACACAGUUUGGUGAUCUUGGCUUACAAAUGGUGGCAGAACACCUUCAUCAUCUGGAAUCACUCAAUCUCUGUGAGACGCCAGUAACUGAUGUGGGUCUGUCUGCACUAGUUGUCAUGACGAGCUUAAAAUAUUUAAACCUGAACAGCACCAAGCUAUCGCCGCCCAUGUAUGAAAGGUUAAAGAAACUUCCUAACCUUGAAGAGAUUGACGUGAGAUAUACAGAUGUGUGAAACAAGCACAAGAAACAAGAAGGAAUGGAGUAACAAUGGACGCAAAGUUUGGUUUGUGGACGUCUAAUGAAAAUAUUAAACAUUAGUAUUAUCGAUUUUGCGAUAAUACCUACUUAUUAAUAACUAAAGUAUCAAAGUGCCCAAACUCGAAUGACUGAGUUUAUAAGCAGUUUUAGGAAGACAAAAUACAAAACAAUCAUUACUAUAAAUGUUAGUAGGUUCUAUCUAUAGAAGAAUCAUGAGAAAAGACGAAGAAAGAGCAGUUCAGUAUAUACUUUACAGCCGUUCUCAAGGUAUAAGUAGUAGUGUAAUAGUAAUACUAUUGUGAAUGGUACAGGCUGCUCUCGAAGCUCGAAGUCACUCGAAAAACAAGGCUAACAGAAAGUCGCACUUGUAUUUAUAGGAAAGGAAAGGCCUUGCCCUUUCAUCGUAUGAAACGUUACGAGAGGUUACGAGACGAGUUCAGUGAGAAGUGAGUGCAACAUGACGCUUGUGAAUAUCUCGUGUAUUUAGUAAAUUGUCCUCGAGCCCGAAUGGGCUAUUGACUCGUAGGCUCUGAGGGCGAGAGGACUAAUUGUUUUAGUCAAUUCCAACUAGUUGGUCAAAUAUAUUUUAGAGCUAAAGUUAAAUUUAAUGUCUUUGUUUUGAAAGCCGGCACUUUUCGCUACUUGUAUGAUAUAACUUAUAGUCUAUUAGUAGUUCAUCCAAUCAGAACACAGCAUUGAUAAUAGAACACUAGUUGGAUUUGACUAAUUUCUGUUAGCCUUACACUGAAGACUCUAUUCCAUAAUGACGUCUUCACUAAACUGAACUAGACCAGAAUUAUGGAAAGAAUUGGAACAAAUAUUACAGAAAAUGAAAAUAUGGCAUGUCAUAUAUUUUAUUAGAGUUUUAGGAUAUUCUGCCCCAGUAUUCUAAACUUCUGACGUCCUUAUAAAAUGGGUCAUUUCAAAACAUCAGCAAUGACAAACGUUCGUUCAACUCAUCAAAGAUGGCGGCUAUGACGUAAUAUCAGCUGCUUACAUCACAGACAUUACAGAGAUCGUUCAAAUUCCACUAGUUCUGAAAAAGAGAACCAUUUAUAAAUAAGGAGUCACAAGCCUUGGGGCUUAAGCACUAUAGUCUUUGUUUUAUUAGAUUUAAUGCAUGUAUAUGGAAAAUGGCGGUAGCCAUCUUUGGAAAGCUCACGCGCCAUCUUCCCGAGUACUUGCUGUGUGCCUGCGAAGUGCUUUUCAAGUGCUUGGGUUAGAAGUACUCAGUGCGCAUGCUCGGAAAAUGGGCAAGAAAAAAAUGAAACGAAAAUAUGUAAAAUUGAAAAAAUGUACGAUUUUGAUGCGCUUAGCUAGUGAUUCUAUUUUAUUUUAAGAGUGUUAUUUUUCUUUAAAAACAUCUCGUGUUGCCUUCGUAUUUUCCGAGCAUGAUCAGUACGUUAUUCUUGCGUCGUUUUUUUACGACACAAUCCCGAGCGCCCGCCGACAAUCAUGUACAUAGUUAUGCAUGUGUUUUAAUGCCGCAUGCUAGAGUAGCUUAAUAUAAAUUAUAUUUAUCAUUUGUUUGAUAUAUCAAAAGCGCUUGUAUAUGUAUUAGUUGUAUAGAAGAGUUAUCGCAAAGCUUUCUUGUUCAAUAAUAUGUAUAUAUAUAUUAUUGUAGAAUAAAGAUGCCGUAUAGUGUAGUAUGCAAUAAAUAAAGAAAAAUUUA